AUGGCUCCCAUCGCCCAAACUUCAGACAUUAGCGCUGUAGAAAAAAAGACGAAUCCUUUCGACAACCCAGACCCAGCAGCUGAGCACCAACAGGCCGACGAUGAGGUGGUUGGUGAAGUUGGCCCCGCGGUCAACAUGGCGGACUACGAGAAACAGAAGAUAGCCCAGGGCGAAGCCCAUUUCCACCGUCUCGGGUGGAAGCGCCUCACCAUUGUGCUCAUCGUGACAGCCGUCGCGCUCGGCAGUCUCAGUCUUCCCGGCGCCUUCGCGACACUUGGCAUGGUGGCCGGUGUGAUUCUGUCGGUUGGCAUCGGUCUCGUCGCCUUGUAUUCCAGCUAUGUUAUCGGCCAGGUGAAACUCAAGCACCCGCAGAUUUCUCACUACGCCGACGCGGGUCGUAUGAUGUUUGGCAACGUCGGCUACGAGGUCGUCAGCGUCAUGUUCAUCUUGCAGCUCAUUUUCACCACUGGCUCUCAUGUUCUCACCGGGGCUAUCAUGUUCGGCAAUCUCACCAACAACGGUGCCUGCACGGUUGUCUUCACCGUCGUCUCGGCCAUCAUACUGUUCCUGGUUGCCAUCCCGCCCAGCUUCGCUGAGGUGGCCAUUCUCGGUUACAUUGAUUUCGUUUCCAUCGUCGCCGCUAUUUUCGUCACCAUCGUCGCAACGGGCGUACAAGCCGGGGAACUUCCAGGUGGUGCCGCCUCUGUUGCGUGGUCUGCGUGGCCCAAGGACAACUUAACUCUCGCCGAGGCCUUUAUCGCCAUCAGCAACAUUGUUUUCGCGUACAGCUUUGCCUUGUGCCAGUUCAGCUUCAUGGACGAGAUGCACACGCCACAGGACUACGACAAAUCCAUCCUAGCUCUCGGCGUCUUCGAAAUUUUUCUCUACACCGUCACUGGCGCACUCGUCUACGCUUUCGUUGGCCCUGACGUCAAGUCGCCCGCUCUCCUCUCAGCUGGACCCGUCGUUUCGAAGGUGGCCUUUGGUAUCGCGAUCCCCGUCAUCUUUAUCUCAGGCAGCAUCAACACGACGGUGGUCGGUCGCUACAUCCAUGGCCGCAUCUUCAAAAAUUCGGUCAUUCGCUACAUUAAUACUCCCAUGGGUUGGGCUACAUGGAUCGGGCUCGAUGCCAUCAUCACUCUGGUCGCAUGGAUCAUCGCCGGGGCUGUCCCGUUCUUCUCGGAUCUGCUCGCCAUCUGUUCAUCGCUCUUCAUCUCAGGCUUCACCUUCUACUUCCCGGCUAUCAUGUGGUUCAUGUUUAUCCGAGAGGGAAGAUGGGCCGACCCUAGGAAUAUUGCCCACGGCUUUGCCAACGCUAUCUGCUUCUCCAUCGGUGUCAUUGUCCUGGGCGUGGGCACUUACUCUGCUGUUUGGGAUAUUAAACACCAAUACGACGUCGGUUCGGUAUCUGAGCCUUACAGCUGCGCGCCAAUUGCUUAA
This is a messenger RNA of Dichotomopilus funicola, 1440 nucleotides long. RefSeq names its product amino-acid permease. The record is from RefSeq and is a predicted model, not a curated record. Lineage: Eukaryota; Fungi; Ascomycota; Sordariomycetes; Sordariales; Chaetomiaceae. The coding region runs from base 1 to 1440 and encodes 479 amino acids. Gene Ontology annotation, biological process: amino acid transmembrane transport. Gene Ontology annotation, molecular function: L-amino acid transmembrane transporter activity. The transcript has 2 exons.